CUAGUCCAUUUCCAAUCCCCCAAUCUAAUAAUUCCUAAUCCGAUUCCAAAUUCGAAUAAAAAACCUAAACCAACAAAUUUCCUUUCACAAACUCAAAAUCUUCAACCAGAACAAGAACCUAAAAUGGCGCUCAGUUCAAUGCAUCAGAUCAGCACUCUGUUUCCAGCGGCGAAUUGCAACAACGAUCAUUCAUCUCAAUCGAGGGUUCCGGCGGUUACAGCGGCGGUGAGGACGGUCCCAGCGGCAGCGAUUUUGCGAUCUAGGGUUUCGAAUCGAGAAAGAGAAGAGGUAAUCGUAUCAUCAUUGGACAGAGUCCGGCGGAGUUUCUCGGUGUCGUGUAGAGCUUCGACGGCGGCGGAGGUGGAGGUGGAGGAGGAGAAAGGAGGAAAAAGGAGAGGAGUGCCGGUGUUUGUGAUGAUGCCGUUGGAUAGUGUGACGAUGGGGAAUAAGGUGAACCGGAGGAAGGCGAUGGAGGUGAGUUUUCAGGCGAUGAAAGGGGCGGGAGUGGAGGGAGUUAUGGUGGAUGUGUGGUGGGGAUUGGUGGAGAAGGAGAGGUCCGGCGAGUAUAACUUCGGCGGUUAUGAAGAGCUUUUGGGUAUGGCGGCGAAAUACGGGCUGAAAGUUCAGGCCGUCAUGUCGUUCCAUCAAUGUGGAGGGAACGUCGGCGAUUCCUGCACAAUUCCAUUACCGAGAUGGGUGGUGGAGGAGAUGCAGAAAGAUCCGGACCUUUGCUACACAGAUCAAUGGGGGAGAAGGAACUUGGAAUACGUAUCUUUAGGAUGCGAUAAUCUUCCUGUCUUAAAGGGCCGAGCUCCAGUUCAAUGUUACGUCGAUUUCAUGCGUGCCUUCAAGCAAAACUUCAAUCACCUCCUCGGCAACACCAUCGUCGAAAUACAAGUAGGAAUGGGACCAGCUGGAGAGCUUCGUUAUCCAUCGUAUCCAGAACAAAAUGGCACAUGGAGAUUCCCAGGCAUUGGAGCCUUCCAAUGUUUUGACAAGUACAUGCUAAGUAGCUUAAAAGCUGCAGCCAAUGCAGCCGGGAAACCGGAAUGGGGCUUGUCCGGCCCAACCGAUGCCGGUCACUACAAUAACUGGCCAGAGGACACCUGGUUCUUCAAGAAAGAAGGUGGAGGUUGGAAUUCCUCUUAUGGUGAAUUCUUCCUCUCAUGGUACUCCCAAAUUCUCCUUGAACAUGGGGAUAUGAUACUUUCACAUGCUUCCUCAAUCUUCAAACCUUCUAACGUGAAGAUCUCGGUGAAAAUUGCCGGCAUCCAUUGGCAUUAUGGAUCUCGGUCUCAUGCCCCUGAGCUCACUGCAGGAUACUACAACACACGGUACCGCGACGGUUACACACCAAUCGCACGAAUGUUGGCUCGCCAUGGUGCCAUCUUCAACUUCACUUGUAUUGAAAUGCAUGACCAUGAGCAGCCUCAGGAUGCACAAUGUGCUCCUGAGAAGCUUGUUGAACAAGUUCGGUUGGCAACUCGAAAGGCUCAAAUCCCACUCGCAGGAGAAAAUGCAUUGCCACGAUACGACGAGUAUGCACACGAGCAAAUCGUGAGGGCAUCAUCGUUGGAAGGCGAUAGAGAGAUGUGUGCAUUUACAUACUUGAGGAUGAAUACUCAGUUGUUUGAAGAAGAAAAUUGGAGAAGGUUUGUGGGAUUUGUGCAGAAGAUGAAAGGAGGGAAGAUGAAUGGCCAUAGAAGUUGGGAAGAAAAGAAGCAGCAGCAAGUUGAAAAGCAUGUGCCUAAUCUACAAAGUCGGACUAAUUUGUUCCAAAGAGUUUAGGUCACCUCUUCAAAUUCCACCUUUUAAAAUUUUUAGUACCACAACUUGUGGAAUGUGUAAAUUAUAGAUGCAAGCAAGUAGGUAUUGUUAAAUAAUCUGAUUUAGGUUAAGCAUAUUUUUUAGUAUAUAAUAAUUGUCCAAUGUAGCAAUUUGGCAAAAUCAUAAUGGCAAAUUUGCCCAUGUAAAAAGUUAAGAUUUUCGGAUAUAGCACACUAUUUAUCAUUUAUUUGCUAUUACUUUC
This is a messenger RNA of Benincasa hispida (wax gourd), 2029 nucleotides long. RefSeq names its product beta-amylase 1, chloroplastic-like. The record is from RefSeq and is a predicted model, not a curated record. Lineage: Eukaryota; Viridiplantae; Streptophyta; Magnoliopsida; Cucurbitales; Cucurbitaceae. Gene Ontology annotation, biological process: polysaccharide catabolic process. Gene Ontology annotation, molecular function: beta-amylase activity.